This is a messenger RNA of Closterium sp. NIES-65, 2079 nucleotides long. Lineage: Eukaryota; Viridiplantae; Streptophyta; Zygnematophyceae; Desmidiales; Closteriaceae. The record is from the annotation of a GenBank genome assembly.
AUGAGUGCGCGACGCAGUCGGUUGUUAUCGUGCCUCGCUGUAAUCACAUGGUGCGCGACGUUGCAUCUCCGUGCGCUGCCAGCCUCGGCGGCGAUCGUCGUCGUAACUCCCAAGAACGCCUCUUACGUCAUCAAUGACGUCGACGCCAACUUUGGUACGCCCCUCCGUUUCAUCUCAGCCGUUGAGUUCGUCGCAUUCACCAUUCGCGCUCUUAUCCGGCGCGCACUCACCACUUGCGCACGCACCCUCCGCGCCCUCACCCGCCGCGCACUCACCGCAUCAAACGCAGCACGCCUUGCACCUCACCGGGAUUGCGCCUCACAAUCCGCGCGCUUCACCCGCUUCUCCCCGCUGCGCGGUAUCAUCCCCUCGAGCGGCAUUCGCGGCGUUUUGCGCCGAGCGGAGCCGCUCGACGCGUGUCAGCCGCUCGCGUCCCGCGCAAAGCGCGCCGAGCGGGCCUUCGCGCUGAUCACACGUGGCAACUGCCUAUUCGACACCAAAGUUCUGAACGCGCAAGUGGCGGGGUACGCGGCCGCGAUAGUGUUCAAUAACGAGGACAACGACGAGCUUAUAUCGACCCACGUCCGCGCGCAACGUGCGGCGCGUGGUGAUUGCGCUGUCCGCACCUCUCACGCGGAAGUGCCGGCGGACUUGCGGUCCUUGUCCGUGCGGAACGUGUGGGACGUGGUAGUCCCCGCGGUCUACAUCUCCCACGUGGAUGGCCACUUGCUGCUCUCACUCCUCUCGCUCCUCUUACUCACCCACCCUUCUCUCCCCAUAUUCCCCGCCCCCCGUUCUCCCCCCCGGCCUGCGCAGUGUCCGCGCGCAAACGUGUGGGACGUGGCGAUCCCCGCCGUCUACAUCUCCCACGCGGACGGCCAUUUGCUGCUCUCGCUCCUCGCCGCGCAACCCGCCUCGCUCCUCAUCCUCCUCCCCACCCUCUCCGGCUCGCUCCUCCCGCUGCUCGCUGCGGCGCUCCUCGCGCUGCUCACGCUCUCCGUCUUCCUCUCCGCGUUUCUGAUUAUCGUGCGCCAGCAGCGGAUACGGCGCGCGCUUGAGGAGGCGCGGAGGGGGGGCGCGUGGGGGGUCGCGGGGGCGGAAGCGGAAGCCGCCGGGGGGAUGGGGGAGGAGGGGCUGGUGGUGAUGCGCGCGCUGCUGCUUCCGCCGCCGCCCGAGAAGCGCAUCGGUUUAUCAGCUGCGGAGCUGAAAGCGCUUCCGGAAAUAACGUUCUCGCCUUCUAUGGAAGAUCUCGCGGAAGCUUGUAAAGGGGAUAAUGGAGUGGAGGAAGGGGAGGAUGGGGAUGAGUCGCUGGGAGAUGUGGAGGAGCAGGGAAGAAGUGAGCAGGGAGAGGAGGGAAAGGAGGAGGGAAAGGAGGCGGGGAAGGCGGCGGGGAGAAGGAGGAGGAGGGGGUGGAGCAGGGCGCUAGAGACAUGCGCCAUCUGCCUGGACGAUUACCAAUCGGGCGACCGCCUGAGAGUGCUGCCCUGCGGGCAUGAGUUCCAUGCGGAGUGUGUGGACGAGUGGUUGACCACCAAGCAGCCCCUCUGCCCCAUCUGCAAGGGUGACGCACACGCACCCUCCACAUCCCCUCCUCCCAUGUGCACCAUCAGCAGCAACACCAGCAGCAGCGGUAGCAGCACUGCUGGCACCAACAUUGCCGCAGGUACCUCUGUUCCCACACCUCCUUCGCCGAGCCAACUCCACUCCUCAUCCUCCUCCCCACCCUCCUCCUCCUCAUCCUCCUCCCCCUCUUCCUCAAGAUCAGUGACCUCCUCUCCCUCCUCUCAUCCCUCCUCCCCUCACCCACAAUACCACCCAUCCCCUUCGUCAUUGCUUCUCACCUCUUUGCUUCCCAACCUACCUUGGAUAAGGCACCCUGCCAGCUCCCGAGCCUCCUUGCAUGCUCUGGCCGUACCUAGCCCGUCUGCUGCCGAGCCUGGAGCUAGUGACAUCCGGCGGCCAUUCCUCCUGCCUCCUGGCCCGGCAGGUUCUCCUACCUCUCCCUCCUCUUCAGCUGCUGAAUCAGCACCCAUGCAUGCUGAGCUGUCACACCAAACGGAUUUGACGAGCAUCGGAUGA